Cryptococcus amylolentus CBS 6039 is the source of this 2232-nucleotide messenger RNA. RefSeq lists its product as hypothetical. The record is from RefSeq and is a predicted model, not a curated record. NCBI's taxonomy places the organism in Eukaryota, Fungi, Basidiomycota, Tremellomycetes, Tremellales, Cryptococcaceae. Gene Ontology annotation, molecular function: G protein-coupled receptor activity. Gene Ontology annotation, cellular component: plasma membrane. The transcript has 6 exons. Gene Ontology annotation, biological process: adenylate cyclase-activating G protein-coupled receptor signaling pathway. The coding region runs from base 472 to 1869 and encodes 465 amino acids.
CCUCUUUUGUUUAUUCAUUUCUUGUUCUGUAAAUUCUCUUCUACUCACAUUCUUCUAUAAUACCCACGUGUCCGUCGAACCCAUCCCCUCUCAUCCCGCCUUAUCACGUACUUCAUCCUCGCCGCCUCACGCCUUAGACGAAAACCCGAGACACUGGACAAGGCAGAAGCAUCACCUGUAACGGAAGACGGGAGUCAAGAAACCGGUGUGACAUAAUAUGCCUGGCACAUACCAGUCGUCAACACAACACAUACGACAGUGAAUAAGAGUGCUCGAGAAGAAAAGGUCGUGAGAGAAGGAGAGAAAGAGAGCCACCGCGCCACCUGCCGCUUGGCCCGACAUCCAUCGAUCCCCCCGCACCAUCGCUCAUCCCUCGCCAAGCACCGAUUAUAAUAUCGUAACCCCGCCUUCCUCCAUCUAUCCUCGAAUCCUGAGUAACGAGCGCGCUCAUCUGGGCCGCUCAACUGUGACAUGGCGAAAUACACUCUCAUCAAUGCCUGGGGUGGUACAGUGAUUUCUGCAACCACCCUGGUAUCAGCAACGUAUCUACUCACACUACUGUGGAAGCAAGGUACGGGAAAGCUGAGAGUCAGAUUGUUGAUGGGGAUGAUCAUCAGUGAUCUGGCCAUUGGUUUGGCAAUCCUACCGUCAGACAUCAUGUUCAUACUGAACAAGAAAAUCGCUACCGGCACUGCUGGAUGUAACGCAUUGGGAUUCGUCCUUACGACAAUCCUUUUCACGCAGCAUUUGUGGACUUUGGCCAUUGCCAUCGCUACUUUUCUGCUCCUGCGACAUCCUCUUUCACGCAUUACCAUGAUGGUAGAACGUUACUCCUGGCUGAUAGCUCCGGCUAUAUGGAGUCUUUCAAUACUGCACGCCGGUGUUUGGUAUGCCAAAGUAGGCUUUGUCAACACUGGGACACUCUGUUACUACGGCACAAAAUCUCACUCUCCCGAUUUGGACAGAAAUCUCUGCCAAUUCCUACCCAGAGCCCUCGUUUUCAUCCUCAUCAUCAUCCUCUACUCCCGACUAUUCAGAUUCCUUCGGCGACCAGACACUAUCCAACUCUCAUCCGCUACCGGGUCCAGACUAGGGGUCGAGACCGAACGAGCUCCCCCCAGUAAGAGAGGCAGCCACGUCCUUCGACCGUUAGCUCGAUUAAAAAGACUCAGCUCGUUCGGGCUCGAGUCAAACCAUCAGGUCAAAGAGGUAAUUCCCGAAGCCCCCUGGGAAGCUCUCGAAUUCAUCCAAGUGGGCAACUACAACCCUCUCACCAUGGAUGCGCCUCCACAGGCACCGCCUCAUUCAAUGUCCUACAACGAUGGGCUGUCGUUCAUGUCGCAUGAACAUGGGGGACCAAGCCGGCCUGCUUCUAUCCUUUCUUCCCCGACUUCGCAUCUGAGAGAUCCUUUUGCUGGUAUCAGCCCGAAUCCCUCCUCGUCGCGUUUGGGAUCUCUGUCUUCCGACAUAUCCCAGAGCACUGCUGUCACUCCUGGCGAGCCAUUCACUGCCGAGCUGCUGUACAAUGGCGGUCGUCGGAGAUCUAGUGCAUCUAGUGUCAAAUUCCUUGCACCGCCCAAUAUCAAGGGGAACGCUCUCAGUCCCAUCAUAUCUCUGGGACGCUAUGAAUCCAACAUCGUGGAGGAAAGUGUCGAUAGCGAAGGGAAAAUCUCCAAGGAGGAGGAGGUGGAGAUCGUGGAGAAAGAACAAACGAUGGAAGAGUUCUUCGCAGAGACUCAGGCGCCCAGAUUGGACGAGGGUCGGUCGGGGUCGUUUUCGGGAGCUGGGGGGCAAAGGUCUGCGGCGAGUUACUUCAAUCGCCAAGCAAGUCUCCUGAUGCUGUACUUUCCUAUCGCUGUAAGUCUUUAAUAUGUCUAAGUCCAUAUACAGCCUGACCGAUUACCAACAGUACAUGUUUGUGUUUUCGGCAUCGCUCUACAGGUUGAUCUACAAUAUGGUGAAAGGAGAAGCCAGCCCUGUGCUCAGCAUCAUAUCGAAUUGGAUGGUACUCUCAGUAGGGCUCAUUGACGCGUUUGUAUAUGGCAUUGCAGAGUUUAUGAUCAGAAGAAGAGUGAGAAGAAAGAUGCCGGAUCGUAUAUAGGACUAUAAUAGAGUGGCUGCAGCUUCUUGGGUAUACGUCGGGCGCGACGAGGUCAUGCAUGGACUCACUAUCGGUAUCGCAGGACUUAUGCUGGCCAGUCUGUUGCUUUUUUCUUGACUUGAUUGAUGGUG